UCGACUCCGAACGUACACACGACCCACAAUUCCUUUCGUCCUUCUUCACAUCCUCUGGUCGCGAUGGGUAAGGAUAUCUCCCAUAGAUUCGACCGAAAGGUCCGCCGACGUGCGCCCAAGUCCGAGGAUGUUUACCUCCGUCUGCUGGUGAAGCUCUACCGCUUCCUGGCGAGGCGCACCAACUCCAAGUUCAACAAAAUUAUCAUGAAGAGAUUGUUCAUGCCCCGCGUACAUAGGUCCCCCAUUGCCCUGUCCAAGGUAUCUGAGCUGGCCAGCAAGCCCACCCGCGCCGGCAAGAUCAUCACCGUUGUUGGCACCGUCACUGAUGACAACAGAUUCUAUGAUGUGCCCAAGAUGACUGUGUGUGCCCUCCGUGUGACUGCCCGUGCCCGCGCACGCAUUGAGAAGGCUGGCGGAGAGGUCAUCACCUUUGAUGUUCUUGCUCGUCGUUCCCCCCUUGGAAAGAACACAGUCCUCAUCCAGGGUCGCCGCAAGGCACGUGAGGCAUACAAGAUGUUCGGCCGUGCUCCUGGUCUCCCUGGAAGCCACACCAAGCCACUGGUGCGCAGCAAGGGCCGCAAGUUCGAACGUGCCCGUGGAAGAAGGUCCAGCUGUGGUUACAAGAAGUAAACAGUUUAUGGGUAGAAAUAAAGAAAAAAAAGCAAAA
Penaeus indicus is the source of this 667-nucleotide messenger RNA. It is a transcript of the gene RpL18, whose product is annotated as large ribosomal subunit protein eL18-like. Gene Ontology annotation, biological process: translation. The record is from RefSeq and is a predicted model, not a curated record. Gene Ontology annotation, cellular component: ribosome; cytosolic large ribosomal subunit. The transcript is spliced from 5 exons. Gene Ontology annotation, molecular function: structural constituent of ribosome; RNA binding. Lineage: Eukaryota; Metazoa; Arthropoda; Malacostraca; Decapoda; Penaeidae. Bases 64 to 630 code for a protein of 188 amino acids.